ACCAUUAAUUUCAAUACAACCCCCAGUUGUCAAAACCACCAAUAUGUUUGAUCACAUUACCACAUUUCUGUCCUAAAGAUUUGAUCUUUACAACUUCAUUUUGUAUCAACAUUUACUGUUUAGUGUUUACACAUAAUCUUUACUGCUGUAACUUCAAUAGUCAGGAUCUGAGGUUUUUACUCAUCUUGGUAUGCUUAAUUUCAUAAAUUCAGUAAAGGGUAUUCUGCAAGUUUGUAUCUUUUUUGAUAUAUUUAUUUGGGUAUUAGAAAGUUUUGAUUUUUAAAAGAAUUUCGAAAAUGCUCACCUGCUACCUUGGUUAGGCCAACUUCAUCCGUUUAUUAUUAAAGUUUUGAUUUUUGAUGCAAAAUAGAUUAAAUGAGUACUAUUAGGCAUUCGUUUGUGAAUUGGGUACAAUGUAAAAGAUUUAUAUUUAGGUGGUUUAAUAAAUAUAAUGUAAUUAGCUCUUGUUUGUUUAUUGUGUUAGUCAUAGUUUUUGGUUUUAUAUAUAUAAAUGAAAGUAUACCCCUUGUGAAUCUUGAAGAAAAUAUUGUUAGUGAUUCGAAUGAUUCGGACGGUGUGUGUGAUCUUUAUGAUGGAAAGUGGGUUCCUGAUGAAAAUGAUGAAUACCCUUUAUACAAUGCAUCUCAAUGUCCAUUUGCCGAAAAAAGUUUUAAUUGUUUAGCUAAUGGUAGGAAGGAUAAAGGUUAUUUGAAAUGGCGGUGGAAACCAAACAAUUGUGAUGUUUCUAGGUUUGAUGUUGAGGUUGUUCUGGAAAAGCUUCGUGGGAAGCGAGUUGUGUUUGUUGGUGAUUCUUUGAGUAGGACUCAAUGGGAGUCUAUGAUAUGUUUGCUUAUGACUGGUGUGGAUGAUAAAUCGAGUGUUUAUGAAGUUAAUGGGAAUAAGAUUAGUAAAAAGAUUAGGUAUUUGGGUGUUAGGUUUAGUUCUUAUAAUUUUACGGUCGAGUUUUACCGGUCCGUUUUUCUAGUGAAGAUUGGUUCGGUCCCAAAACGUUCACCAAAGAGGGUUAGAUCAACGAUUAAACUUGAUGAGUUGGAUGGCAUUAGCUCAAAAUGGAUUGAUUCGGAUAUUCUUGUGUUUAAUACUGGACAUUGGUGGAAUCGUGCAAAGCUUUUCGAAAUGGGUUGUUAUUUUAAGGUUGGUGGAAGGCUGAAACUUGGAAUGUCAACCAUGUCUGCAUAUACUACAGCAUUAAACACUUGGGCAUCAUGGGUUGAAAAUAUGGUUGAUACAGAUAGGACCCGGGUAUUCUUUAGGACAUUUGAGGGCAGUCAUUGGAGCGGGCUCAAUGGUCACAUUUGCAAAGUUACCAAAAAUCCUUUAUCUACUAGCAAAGCUGAUGAUAGAAGUAAUUUCUCGGAUAUUAUAAUAAGAAUGGUCAAAAAUAUGUCAGUACCAGUAACGACAAUGUAUGUAACUCCCAUGGGGUCGUUUCGUAGUGAUGCACAUGUUGGUACAUGGAGUGAUAAUCCAACGGUUCCUGACUGUAGCCAUUGGUGUUUACCUGGAGUCCCAGAUGCAUGGAAUGAAAUCCUGUUCUCAUAUCUGUGAUAUGCUAGCACGGCUUCAGAUUUUUUGGUGUGAGUGCAAGAGAGAGGGAGAAGAAAAAGGCUGUCCAUCUAUAACAAAUUUCAUUCAUUUCUUCUUGUACAAUGGCUGUAUUCAGCGUAUAAGAUUGAUCUAAAUAUAACUUUUGUUAACUAUUGAGUUCAGAUCCUCAUUGUUACUCUGUUAAUUUAUUUUAAGCAACAUACAAGUAAGAAGAUAGAUCAAUAUUCGGUCAUAUUUCCGCAUAUAUUAAAUUGGACAACUUUAUGUACUUAAUCAAACUAAAAUUUCAAGCUCGAGAAGUUGCGCCAUG
Messenger RNA from Erigeron canadensis, 1879 nucleotides. Its product is annotated as protein trichome berefringence-like 7. Gene Ontology annotation, cellular component: Golgi apparatus. The record is from RefSeq and is a predicted model, not a curated record. NCBI's taxonomy places the organism in Eukaryota, Viridiplantae, Streptophyta, Magnoliopsida, Asterales, Asteraceae. Gene Ontology annotation, molecular function: O-acetyltransferase activity. The coding region runs from base 376 to 1569 and encodes 397 amino acids. The transcript has 4 exons.